Molecule: messenger RNA, 1298 nt
Organism: Phragmites australis (common reed)
Lineage: Eukaryota; Viridiplantae; Streptophyta; Magnoliopsida; Poales; Poaceae
Product: mitochondrial import inner membrane translocase subunit TIM50-like
Exons: 10
Coding region: 47-1051 (334 amino acids)
Molecular function (GO): phosphoprotein phosphatase activity
Source: RefSeq, a predicted model, not a curated record
CACACCAGGAUCCCGGAUUACCGACGAACCAUCCUCACCUUUCGCCAUGGCAAGAACGGUCUCGAUGCUCGCGCGGGCCGCCCGUGAGGCAUCGGCCGGAGCUCGCGCCGCCCGCUCAGCGGCGGCGGCCGCAUCUCGUGCCGCCCGCUCAGCCGCCGCCGCCGGAUCUCGCGCCGCCCGCUCAGGCUCAGGCGAUGCCUCCUCGAAGCCCCGUGACGACGCUCCCUGCUGCUCCUUGUGUAACCUUCGCUUCCCCAGCGACAGCGGCGGGCCCUUGCCAGCGUAUUCGCUGGAUGAGAUAGAACAGAUGAGGGAGUUCAGGAAGAAUCAGGCGCCUCCCGUCGCAGAAGAUGCCUCCGGAUUCGAGAAGUUUAAGGCUAUGGUAUACUCGACAGUUGUGAAAGUUCCGGUCGCCGCAGUAGAGCUCUACUUGGAUGUUAGGAGCACUAUCGAACACUAUGUGUGGCGUGUCUUCACAUCAGACAAACUGCUUCCAGAUCUACUUCCUCAAGAGCAGCAUGUCUUCACCCUAGUUCUUGAUCUGAAUGAAACUCUUUGUUACACUGAGUGGCAGCAUGGGAGAGGAUGGGUGCCCUUUAAGAGGCCUGGACUUGACGACUUUUUGAAACAUAUGGCAAAAAUUUAUGAAGUUGUUGUGUAUUCGGAUCAACCACCUAUGUACGUUGACCCUGUGAUUUAUAGGCUGGACUCAAAGGGUUAUAUCAGAUACAGGUUAUCAAGAACUGCAACUAAGUACCAGGACGGAAAAUUAUUUCGGGAUUUGUCAAAGCUGAACAGAAACCCUGCGCGAGUUAUUUAUAUCAGCGCGCAUUCUGAAUCUUGCUUCCAGCCUGAAAAAUGUAUUCAGAUCAAACCUUGGAAACUUGAGGAUGGUGAUACCCAACUGCAGGAUCUGAUUCCAUUUCUUGAGUGCGUUGUGUUUGCUUCUGACAUUAGGGUAGUGCUUGCAACCUAUCAAGGUCGUGAUGUUGCUACUGGGUUUCUUGAGCGUUUAAGGGAAUACCAGAGGCUUAUGCAAGAACAAGACUGAGUCUUGCCGUGACGGUGAUGGAUCUUACCAGUUGUGCGGGGUGUUUUUGAAGAGCACACGGAACCUAUUGGCUAUUGUUCGCAUUCGCGGGCAACUGCUAUGAAGGAUAUCUUGGUAGUCUUGGCAAUUUAGAUUGCUCACUUUUGACAAAUUUUAAUGCUCAUUCCAUCAGAUUCUGGUUUGGAGUGAGGCACUCUUUUAAGAACAUAGUUACAUACAACAUGAGUUAAAUAUUUUCACGCUAUAA